AUGACUGGUAUUUCUCAGUACAAACACGAUGAGAUUCGAUUCGUCCUCAGGGAGAUCGUCAGAAAAACCAAGCUUCCUUCCAUCAGCGAAGGCUUCUUCAACCGCUUCACCAAAACCCUGAAUCCGAAUCAGAUUCGAUAUAUCAAGAACAAAUAUGGAAAGGACCCUACCUUCAAGAGUCCCAUGAUCAACUACCGCGGCGCGAACGCAGCCGACUUGGAAGACUCAGAUAAUCCUCAAGAAGAGAAGAGUGGUUGGGUAAAUCAUCCCCUGCUUCUUGCCCCAGAGAAUCACACUCCUCGCGAGCAGUCCCAGAGCCCAGAAUUGCUGGCAUCACACAAUCCGAUCCCGGCAGGACCUUCUGUGCCAAACCCACCCACAGCCACGAAAGGUCAUGAGAAUCCGGUGUCUCUCGUCCCUGGUUGGGCGCAACGACGGGAGCAAGGGCUUUACUUCCAACCCGUUAACCGUACAUAUCAACAGCCCCAAGAUCUGAACACCCCCUCUCAAAUCCUCCCAGCCGAGCCAGACCUCAGCCAACAACCAUUAAUACCAGCCGCACAGGCGAGCUCUCCUGUUUUCUUUCCGGACAACUCCAUGCCCAUUUCGAAUCACCUGGCAGGGUACUAUGGCGGCAUCGAGCCCGUUCCUCAAGGGUUCCACUACCCAACCCAGUCCCCACGCUUUGUCGAGAGUACUUCUAUGAAUCAGUACGGAAUUCCAUCAAUACCAGAUUCGAUGUGGGCAAAGGCCAGUGCAGCUUCGCCAUUGCCCGGUCGUGUCUCUGCCGCCUCUAAGAGACGAGAUCGUCGUCAUAACCCCUAUUCAAGACCAACUGUAGGGCCAAAUACCCGACCCUCACACGGUACUGUAUCACGACCCCCUUCACAAGUGGUUACAGAAAGUGAUUCCCCACUUCUAAUUCCUUCCGGGUCUAUGCCGCGAUCUUCACAAGUGAUUCAAGAGAACGUCGUCUCCUCCCCACCCCCCAAUGAUGCCCCACCGAGAGCACCUUCAUCGAAAAAGGGUCAAACGGCCGCUACUCCCUCAUCGCGACCUGAAUCUGCUAUCCGAACUCGACGACGCAAUGUGUCUGGGAUAGGAUACAACGUUCACGGCAUAAGGCCGCGCCGGAUCGCAAAGGCCGCCCAUCUUACUCGGUUUCCCGACUCAUACAAUGGUGUUUUAAGCAACUUUGUCCAUGACAUGAGUGAGCCUAUUACUGGUUUACCGGAACCGUUAUUGCCGUCACAAACCACACAGAAUCAGGACGGGGGCCGCAUUGAGGACAUCAACCUGGAUUUCGCUGUUGAUCCCAUUGCAAAAUACACCAAUUAUCCUCCUUCAGAGCUUGAACAUGCCGGGCUAAAGGCCGGCGGAGGCUCUAGUGCAACCCCGGAAGUUAUUGAAACGACUCCUUCUCUUACUGGUGCAGGACCGUCUCUUAGCCUGCCGGCGAGCUCACAACCUCUAGGAUCAUCGAAUCUUCUCGAAUCUGUAGAAUCCCCUUCUGAGUUUGUGCCGGUUCAGACCACCCCUUUGAUUCCUUCGACGUCACCUUUCUUGCCAACUCCUUCUCAAGCUAUGAUGUUCAAGCUCAACGCUACUGAGAAGAAUGGCGAGAGGGACAAGGGAAAGGGCAAAGGUAAGGAAAUAAGCAAUGAAGUCUUGGAAGCCAGGGAGAUGAGACGACGGCAGGAGAUUAUCCGAAAUAACAAUAUUCAAACUGCCCUGAAUCAGAUGUUUCAGAGGGACGAAGCAUUGCGCCUCGUGGUGGGGAAGCAGGAAGUAUCUCAGGCUGCAGUUGAGGCGCAGAACCCACCUAAAACCCAAGGAGAGAGUGCAAGCCAACUCCUCACUCAUGGAGAAAAUCAGCGUUGCACCAAAUCCCACCAUCAGGUUGAAACCUCGGCCUCGAGAUCAAACACGCUACCUCUUGACCAGGUUGCUCUUCAGCCUCUAUCGCCCGGCCAGUCUUCGAAGAACAUCACAUACGAGGAGAUGAAGUCCUGGGGUGAGGGGGUGGUUGGAAGCGAUGUGUUGCACGAAACUCUCCUCGCUCUGGACUGUGACGCACCCAUCGAGUCAACUGAGCGGGUGGUUGAGAUAUAG
This is a messenger RNA of Clonostachys rhizophaga, 2112 nucleotides long. The record is from the annotation of a GenBank genome assembly. Lineage: Eukaryota; Fungi; Ascomycota; Sordariomycetes; Hypocreales; Bionectriaceae.